Messenger RNA from Westerdykella ornata, 1454 nucleotides. RefSeq lists its product as uncharacterized. NCBI's taxonomy places the organism in Eukaryota, Fungi, Ascomycota, Dothideomycetes, Pleosporales, Sporormiaceae. Bases 57 to 1358 code for a protein of 433 amino acids. Gene Ontology annotation, molecular function: ribosome binding. The record is from RefSeq and is a predicted model, not a curated record. The transcript has a single exon. Gene Ontology annotation, biological process: intracellular monoatomic cation homeostasis. Gene Ontology annotation, cellular component: mitochondrial inner membrane.
UAAAAAGUGCGUCCAAACUUUCUCCUCAUUAGUCACACAUUGACGGCCAUAAUACCAUGAAACCGCGGCCUACACUCCUGGUCGUAUCGACGCGAUUCGCAUGCGCGGGAAAAGCGCCUGUCUUACAUUCAUUCGCGUCGCAGUACUUCUUGAGCCAUCAUGAGUACCGCACAAUCCGGCACGCCUCCUCGUCGACAGCAGCGACAGCAGCGAAGAAAAAGAAGAAAACCACGAACGCAGCACCGAUAGCGACCGCGAAACCGCCCGCAGCGAAGAAAAAGCAGCAAAGCGCUGCCGCCGCCCGCCCCGUGAAACCAACGAAAGCGCCGACAGGAUCUCCGCCGACAGCCAAAGUUCCCACCCGCACAAGUGAAUCCGUCCGGAGACCUGUCUACCACCAUGCAGCGGCAGCGGCCGACCAUUCGAGCCCUCUUCCUCCACCACCCCACCAAAACCCGAAACUGAAUCCACCGCCAGAAACAUAUCCAGCACCAAUCGACGUACCCGCCCGCGGCCCCAACCAAGGAUUCGUCAACUACAUCUUCAACGCGGGAAAAGCGUACCUAGCCUUCUACAAAACAGGCAUGAAGAACUUGUGGGCGAUGCGGCAACUCUCCAAAACGCUGCGCGAGCGCCAGCGCAACGCGAUGAACGGCGUGCAAGCCGGGGAAACCGUCCCGACGGCCGAUGGAGAUGUAUCGGAUAUUGUGCUGACGCGGGCCGAGUGGCAGACGGUGCGGCGGAGCCGCGUGGAUAUGAUGAGGGCGUGCGUGUUCGUGCCCAUUUUCGUCGUGUUUGGCGAGUGGACGCCGUUCCUGGUGCCGUUUCUGAUGCCGAUUGUGCCGGAGACGUGUCGGUUGCCCGGGCAGGUGGGCAAGAUGUUUACGAAGGGGGAGGCGAGGAGGAUGGAGAGGCAGAGGGUCGCGGCGAGGGAUAGGGGGGUGGGGAGGCUGUUUGCUAAUGGUGAGGUGGAGGCGCAGUUGCUGCUGGCUGGUGGAGGGGGGUUGGAGCCUGGGGUGGUAGAGGGGAUGGACAAGGGGACGUUGUUGGGGUUGGCGGCGAGGUUGGAUGCGUAUUCGGGUGUGUGGGAUUACUUUAUGAGGCCCCCCUUGUUUUGGGUCAGGAGGGCGUUGAGGAAGAGGUUGGAGUAUUUGAGGACGGAUGAUGGGUUGAUUGCGAGGGAUGGCGGGUGGAGGGAGUUGGGGAGGGAGGAGCUGAAGAGGGCGUGUUGGGAGAGGGGGAUGUAUGUGGUGGACAAGACGGAGCAGGAUAUGGCGCUGUGGAUGCGGCAGUGGUUUGGUGGUAAGAGUGGGGAGGUGAAGGAGAGGAGGUUUGAGGAGAAGGAGGCCAGGCGGUGAGUGUGGAAUUGAUUGUAUGAAUAGGUUUCAGCAUAGAUGUGUACAGAUAUCCCAAGAUCUAGAUGAGCUAGACAUAUGAAUAUGCAAGACGGUACA